GCGCCGAGCUGAUAAAGGCGCCAUUUUGGAGGGGCCGCGGGAGACGUGGUGUCGCUGCGGGCUCUCUCUGCCGUGCGCUAGGCUUGGUGGGAAGGCCUGUUCUCGAGUCCGCGCUUUUUGUCGCCGCCAUGUCGGGAGGUGGUGUGAUUCGUGGCCCGGCAGGGAACAACGAUUGCCGCAUCUACGUGGGUAACUUACCUCCAGACAUCCGAACCAAGGACAUUGAGGACGUGUUCUACAAAUACGGUGCUAUCCGUGACAUCGAUCUCAAGAAUCGCCGCGGAGGACCGCCCUUCGCCUUCGUUGAGUUCGAGGACCCUCGAGACGCGGAAGACGCGGUAUAUGGUCGCGACGGCUAUGAUUACGAUGGAUACCGUCUGCGGGUGGAGUUUCCUCGAAGCGGCCGUGGCACCGGCCGAGGCGGCGGCGGGGGUGGAGGUGGCGGGGCUCCCCGAGGCCGCUAUGGCCCCCCAUCCAGGCGUUCUGAAAACAGAGUGGUUGUCUCUGGACUGCCUCCAAGUGGAAGCUGGCAGGAUCUGAAGGAUCACAUGCGUGAAGCAGGUGAUGUAUGUUAUGCUGAUGUUUACCGAGAUGGCACUGGUGUCGUGGAGUUUGUACGGAAAGAAGAUAUGACCUAUGCAGUUCGAAAACUGGAUAACACUAAGUUUAGAUCCCAUGAGGGAGAAACUGCCUACAUCCGGGUUAAAGUUGAUGGGCCCAGAAGUCCAAGUUAUGGAAGAUCACGAUCUCGAAGCCGUAGUCGUAGCAGAAGCCGUAGCAGAAGCAACAGCAGGAGUCGCAGUUAUUCCCCAAGGAGAAGCAGAGGAUCACCACGCUAUUCUCCCCGUCAUAGCAGAUCUCGCUCUCGUACAUAAGAUGAUUGGUGACACUUUUUGUAGAACCCAUGUUGUAUACAGUUUUCCUUUACUCAGUACAAUCUUUUCAUUUUUUAAUUCAAACUGUUUUGUUCAGAAUGGGCUAAAGUGUUGAAUUGCAUUCUUGUGUAAUAUCCCCUUGCUCCUAACAUCUACAUUCCCCUCAUGUCUGAUAAAAUGUAUUUUAAGUGAUGUCAUAGACAGGAUUGUUUAAAUUUAGUUAACUCUCCAUGCUCUUCAGACUGUGAUAUUGUGUAAAUGUCUAUUCUGCUCUGGUUUGUGUGAACUGGGGAUGUUGGGGGGUGUUUGUGGUUAUCUUACCUGGGGAAGUUCUUAUGUUUAUCUUGCUUUUCAUGUGUCUUUCUGUAGACAUAUCUGAAGAGAUGGAUUAAGAAUGCUUUGGAUUAAGGAUUGUGGAGCACAUUUCAAUCAUUUUAGGAUUGUCAAAAGGAGGAUUGAGGAGGAUCAGAUCAAUAAUGGAGGCAAUGGUAUGACUCCAAGUGCUAUUGUCACAGAUGAAAUUGGCAGUAUUGACCUUAUACUAAAAGGCAAGGGUUUAAAGUGAUUAUAUACAUCUACCUUAAAACACUUGCAAACAUCUUAUGCAGUUAUCUUUAGCUACAAUUGCUUUGCUCUUUAAACCUUGGCAAUUGUGGCAAAUGUUACAUUGCCCAUUUUGUAACAAUUUAUUUUGCUCCCUUCCCCCCUUUUUUGUUUUAAUAGGGACUAAUGUGGGAAGAACUGGCUAAUUUGUCACAGUGCUUAGUUACAACUGUUAAUGUGUGACCUGCUGUUGGUGUACAUGUGGGUACAGGGUGUCUUUAAUUCCAACCAGAUAGAGUAUAAUAUCAAUACUGCUAAAUCUGCAUGUCCUCUGUGUGACUGAUAUAGCGUUGCUAUUUCAUUUUUUUAAGACAAAAUGAAAGCAAAAUAGAGAAUUCCAAUGUAUUGGUGUAGAUAAUCUAGUUGGGAAUACUUUUUAAGUCUCACCUUCCCCUUUUAACUAAUAUUCAUAAUUGACUCGUUUAAAACACUUUAAUUUACAAAUUAAAUUGCAGAUGGGAGCAUUAGGUUUAGUUUAGACUUAGGGUGGGUAGCAAUACCAGUAAACUUUUCAACUACAUAACUUUUUGCAACCACAAAACCUGUAAUACGCUGUACAGUAACAAGUGUUGGCAUUAUCAGUUGAACUGUAAAUAUAAAAUGCUUCUUCCAAUUAGUCUCUAUGAUGAUUAAGUUUCUAAAAUUUAUCUGAACACCAUUCAGAAACUUGUUUUGGGGAAUUUGAUAGUUAUUGAUGUACAUCUGUUAAACUGAUGACAGACAUAACUCAUCAUUCCCCAGAAACCUUUUUUGAUUACAGUAUCUAACAUUUUGCCUCCUCUUUUUUGGUUUUGCUGGUUAUAAAGGUUUGGAUUGGAGAGGGCUCACUGGAUCCCAAUCCUUGGAGCUGGAUCAUUGGAUUCAAAUCAUAAUGUGGAUAGGAUAGGGAGGAUGAAUUACAAGGAUUCAUGGAGCGGGAUCAGAUUACCAGGAACAUAGGAGUGGAUUCCUGCCCCAACCAAACCGCAUUCGUGUGGAUUUUUUUUUUUUUUUUAUUCAACUUAAUUGGCUAUUCCAAAGAUUUUUUUUUUUCCUAUUUUUGACGAUUGGAGCCCUUAAGAUGCACGAUGGAAUUGUGUUUUGCAUUUUUUGGUAAAAGGAGCAAAGCGAGGACCUGGAGAUAAUACGCUGGAGCAAUCUCCUUGGAAGGAUUCAGCACGAGUAGAUGGUAAACAUUUAAAGGGGAAAGGGGGGGUUUGUUUAAAAUAGUAAAUCAGUAAGUCACUUCUAAAUUUAAAGAACAAAAUUGGAGUUGAAGAAUAAGUAGGUUUCCAAUUGGCUAUUGCCGUUUUUCUUUGAAAAAAAAAUAAACAUUUUUUAAAAAACUA
Molecule: messenger RNA, 2806 nt
Organism: Neofelis nebulosa (Clouded leopard)
Lineage: Eukaryota; Metazoa; Chordata; Mammalia; Carnivora; Felidae
Gene: SRSF1
Product: serine and arginine rich splicing factor 1
Exons: 4
Coding region: 129-875 (248 amino acids)
Cellular component (GO): ribonucleoprotein complex; nucleus; cytoplasm
Molecular function (GO): mRNA binding
Source: RefSeq, a predicted model, not a curated record